AUGGGCCCGCGGAGGUCGCAUCGGAAGUCACGUAAUGGCUGCCCCGAGUGCAAGACACGGCGAUUGAAGUGCGAUGAACAAUAUCCUUGUACCAACUGUACCAGACAUGGUAUUCCGUGUAGCUAUGUCGUACCGAUGGAUGGACACGCGAGCACCCCAGCCUCAAAUGCUUCCCCGGCAACUCAAUCUCAGCCCCAGUUUCAGCCGCAUGUUUAUCCCCAGUCGCAGGCAAUGUCGAAUACGCCUAGCUACAGGAGUGACAAGGGUGAAUUUCCCUGGGGAAUAACAUCAACAGAUAUCGCACUUGAUUCAGAAAAUCGUUGGGAUAUCAUAGGUGUUUUCCCCAGUACACCCGGACCUUCCGCACAACAUGCGGAAGACUGGGGACUUGAUCUUGAAUUGAUGCAUCACUAUUGUUCGGUGACCUGUAAUACCAUGACUGAACGUGAGGAUGCUCGUCACGUCUGGCGCGUAGUUUUCCCUAUGGAGGGCUACUCUAACAGAUAUGUGAUGCACGGUGUUUUGGCAAUUGCAGGACUGCACAAAGCCUAUCUCUAUCCUACCCAGAAAGUGAAGUACGUCAAAGCAGCCGCCCACCAUUUAGCGGUAGGUCUGAAAGAGUUUCGAGAACUUGUUGCUUCCCCGGUUGACCCAGAAAACUGGCAACCGGUGUUUUGCUUUGCCUCCAUGAUCUCGGUGCACCUCUCAGUCGUGCCGAUCAGGCUGGGUGUAGACCACUGGCCCGAUCCAAUUUAUAAUAUGGUUGAAAUUUUUGCAAGCAUCAGAGGGUUUCAAGAGAUUAUGCAGUCAUUCUUGAAAUCUCUGCGGAAGACCCAGCUGGCGCCACUUGUGAAUUCGAUAUUUCGAGAGGAUGAGAUGCUCAUUCCGAGCCCCGCUGUUGUCUCACAGUCAUUACUUCCCUCGGAUAUAUGGGACCAGAUCUCCAGCCUCCAGCAUUUUCUCGACGAAUAUCAAUUCCCAGAGACCCAUACCAUCAACUCGCCAGCUCCACCUACCCAGGACCAUUCAGGACCACCAAAAGAUUAUCAAAUCGCGUUGGACUUUUUGAAAAUAUCCACCCGUCAGAUUGAACUCGCUGGUCCACAUCUGGAAACUGGCAUGGUUUACAUGUGGGCAUACCCGCUUACGAAGCGGUAUCAUGACGAUUUGAAAUCAUACCAACCCGUAGCGCUGGUCCUUCUUGCUCACUACUGUGUGUUGCUCAAACUAAUUGACAAAUUUUGGUACGUUAAUGAUAUGGGCCGUCAGUUGCUGGGGGACAUAGAGAAGAAUAUGCACCCGGGAUUUCGGGAGUGGUUGGUUUGGCCAAGGCGAUGGGUAUUUGGAAAAUGA
This is a messenger RNA of Penicillium manginii, 1353 nucleotides long. RefSeq names its product Zn(II)2Cys6 transcription factor domain-containing protein. The record is from RefSeq and is a predicted model, not a curated record. The transcript has 3 exons. Gene Ontology annotation, biological process: regulation of transcription by RNA polymerase II. Gene Ontology annotation, molecular function: zinc ion binding; DNA-binding transcription activator activity, RNA polymerase II-specific. Bases 1 to 1353 code for a protein of 450 amino acids. NCBI's taxonomy places the organism in Eukaryota, Fungi, Ascomycota, Eurotiomycetes, Eurotiales, Aspergillaceae.